Molecule: messenger RNA, 705 nt
Organism: Oreochromis niloticus (Nile tilapia)
Lineage: Eukaryota; Metazoa; Chordata; Actinopteri; Cichliformes; Cichlidae
Product: myomesin-3-like
Exons: 5
Coding region: 125-538 (137 amino acids)
Molecular function (GO): protein binding
Source: RefSeq, a predicted model, not a curated record
CUACUUGUGAUGAUUGAUAGGGAUAAAUGCCACGAUAACAGAAUGGCACUUUUCUGAUUUUCUGACAUGGAAAAUCUGUCUUACAAAGUGGGACUACCUUUGAACAAACUGGAUCACAUGUGGGAUGACUGAGAGUGGAUUCACAAUGAACGAUUCAGAGGAGGAAGAGGAGUUCCAUGAUGCAGUGGAUACCUUCUUUGAGCCGGAAGAAGAUUCUCUGAUAUCAUCACACUCUGACCAGCCCAGCCCUCCUAUCCAGAUUAUUGCAAGUGAAAUAUGCAGUGAUUCGGUGUCUCUCCAGUGGGACACUCCUGCUGGUGAAGUACUGAGCUAUACUGUGACUCGUUGCAGCGAGGGGAAAACUGUGCAAGAGCUAUCAACAGACUCAAACAGUCUGACCUUCAGCUGCCUGAAGCCAGGGGUGUGUUACUCCUUCCAUGUAUCUGCACAACUUAAAAAUGGAACACAAACCAAGCAAACAGUGACAUCUGUUAAAACAAAGAGUGAUGGAACUAGAAGCAGAUGCAAUGGGACAUGAGCUACUUUUUGUGGAUGAGGCUGGUUUUCACCUCACUAAGACAAGGAGACGUGGCAGGAACAUUAUUGGACACCGUGCCAUCAUCAAUGUCCCAGGACAACGUGGUGGUAACAUAACCAUGUGUGCAGCUAUAAGCCAAAAUGGUGUUGUUCACCAUCAUGCAACCA